AUGGAGGCCAGCCCAGCAUCCAGGCCCAGACUCCUGAUGGGUCCACAUACGUUCACUGAAAACUUUACCAAUAACCCUGGGGUCUUUGGACGGCACCAGACCUACUUGUGCUAUGAGGUGAAGCGCCAGGGUCCCGAUGGCACCAGGGACCUGAUGACUGAGCAGAGGGACUGUCUACGCAAUCAGGCUAAGAAUCUCAGUGGUUCUGAUGGCCGCCAUGCAGAGAGGUGCUUCCUGGACCGGGUUCCUUCUUGGCAGCUGGACCUGACCCAGACCUACAGGGUCACCUGCUUCAUCUCCUGGAGCCCCUGCUUCAACUGUGCCCGGGAGGUGGCUGAAUUUCUUCAAAAGAACCCACACGUGAACCUGCACAUCUUCGCUGCCCGCAUCUAUGAUUGUCGCCCAGGAUAUGAGGAGGGGUUGCAAAUGCUGCAGAAUGCUGGGGCCCAAGUCUCCAUCAUGACCUCUGAGGAGUUUAGGUACUGCUGGGACACCUUUGUGGAUCACCAGGGACACCCCUUCCAGCCCUGGGAGGGACUAGAUGAGCACAGCCAAGCCCUGAGUGGGAGGCUGCAGGCCAUUCUCCAGGUGAGGGCUUCCUCCCUCUGCCCAGAGCCCCAUCGGCCUCCCCUCCUUCCCUCUCCCUCUGGGCCUUGCCUUCCCCUCUGCUCAGAGCCUCCUCUGGGUUCCCUGCUCCCCCCGGUCCCUGCUCCAUUCAACUCCCUGCUCUUCCUGAAUCAGGGAAACCGAUGGAUGAUCCUUAGUCUCUAA
Saimiri boliviensis boliviensis (Bolivian squirrel monkey) is the source of this 771-nucleotide messenger RNA. RefSeq names its product apolipoprotein B mRNA editing enzyme catalytic subunit 3A (gene APOBEC3A). Gene Ontology annotation, biological process: negative regulation of single stranded viral RNA replication via double stranded DNA intermediate; cytidine to uridine editing; DNA cytosine deamination. Gene Ontology annotation, molecular function: cytidine deaminase activity; zinc ion binding; RNA binding. Gene Ontology annotation, cellular component: cytoplasm; nucleus; P-body. The record is from RefSeq and is a predicted model, not a curated record. Lineage: Eukaryota; Metazoa; Chordata; Mammalia; Primates; Cebidae.